This is a messenger RNA of Clarias gariepinus (North African catfish), 925 nucleotides long. It is a transcript of the gene caln1, whose product is annotated as calneuron 1. Gene Ontology annotation, molecular function: calcium ion binding. The record is from RefSeq and is a predicted model, not a curated record. The transcript is spliced from 6 exons. Lineage: Eukaryota; Metazoa; Chordata; Actinopteri; Siluriformes; Clariidae. Bases 200 to 859 code for a protein of 219 amino acids.
CUGACGCUCAGGAAUUAGGACGCGUUUUGACUCAUGCCGUCCGAACCAGUGGAAUAGGCAUUAAACCCACACACCACUGGACAGCUAUCUCUCAGUCGUGCAUUUUUUUUCUCUCCCACAGCUCAGUUAAAUCGGAUGUCGGAGCGGAUUUGAGCGGGCAUCACUUCCAAACCGUGCAUAUCACUCUUAAAGGGAGAAGAUGCCCUUCCAUCAUGUGACGGCAGGGCUGCUGUAUAAAGGCAACUAUCUGAGCCGCUCUCUGUCUGAACAGAGCGAUAGUGACCAGCUGGCUAGUAUCUCUGCAGAGGAACUGGAUGAAAUCCGUGAAGCCUUUAGGGUGCUGGAUCGCGAUGGCAAUGGCUUCAUCUCCAAGCAGGAGCUUGGCAUGGCCAUGCGCUCACUCGGGUACAUGCCCAGCGAAGUGGAGCUGGCCAUCAUCAUGCAGAGACUGGACAUGGAUGGGGAUGGACAGGUGGAUUUUGAUGAAUUCAUGACGAUACUGGGCCCAAAACUUCUAUCCUCUGAAACACGUGAAGGCUUCCUUGGAAACACAAUAGACAGCAUAUUUUGGCAGUUUGACAUGCAGCGAAUAACAUUAGAGGAACUCAAGCACAUCCUGUUCCAUGCCUUUCGGGAUCACCUUACAAUGAAGGACAUCGAGAACAUUAUCAUCAACGAGGAGGAGAGCCUGAAUGAGAAUUCAGGGAACUGCCAUACAGAGUUUGAAGGAGUCCAUCCAACAAAGAAGAACCGACAGACGUGUGUGCGCAAAAGCCUGAUCUGCGCCUUUGCCAUGGCCUUCAUCAUCAGCGUUAUGCUUAUUGCGGCCAAUCAGAUGCUGCGAAAUGGAAUGGAAUAGCGACGCCACUGUGAGCAGGGGUGUGUGGGGCGGAACCUGCAUGUGCAUGUCCGUCAGAGACGUCAU